Molecule: messenger RNA, 4361 nt
Organism: Trametes versicolor FP-101664 SS1
Lineage: Eukaryota; Fungi; Basidiomycota; Agaricomycetes; Polyporales; Polyporaceae
Exons: 15
Coding region: 96-4130 (1344 amino acids)
Source: RefSeq, a predicted model, not a curated record
UCUUGGACUCAAACUUGUUGGACAGCUCUUCCGCCUUCUCGCUGGACGACACGAUAUUCUGAACAGGCUACACCAUCUGCGCGCCGCUUGAUCUCAUGUCCAGGCGAAGCUAUGCUGGCUCUAUGCACGAGAGACGGGCUUCCCGGUUUCGGGUGUCGGAUGAGGAGCUCAUGAACUUUGUGCUGAGGGUAGCUCUACUGAGCUACGCGAUGCAACCUAAACCUGCUGAGUCAACUCCUGCAGAACCUGAGCGCGAACGGGAGAGAGAUUACUCCGCAAGGAUACACGGCGCGCUCUCAAACUCGAUCUUCUCGAUAGGCGACCUCUUCCGCGAUGGCCAGAAGGGCGUGCGCUUCCCGAAGGACCUGAUCAAGGUGUUAGAGCAGAAGUUGCAGGACAUCGCUAUGGGCAGGGAUCCUGCCUUUUCCGACCAGCUCAUCCGGCGCACCAUGGCCGUCUUCUACGGACAAGUCAAGGACGAGACGUUCCGGAGACAGAUGAAGGAGAACCGGAAGAUCGAGGAACUUAUAUUGAUGUUCGCGACCAACGCAACCAACGUUCUCAAGAAGGAGCCGACGCUACAAGGAGACGGGUGGAAGGUUGAGCUGAACAACCACAUCGCGCAGUUCGUCCGCCUUCUCCGCGACUGUCUUCGCCACAUCAGCCACGUCUCGCCCGAGCUCACUGCCCGCCUGGAGAUGUACAUUACGAAACUUGCACCUGCCCAGCCGGCAUACUCGGAUUCCGGGUAUGAUUCUCCAUCGACUUCGAACAGGGACUCUGUCGGAUCCUCGAAGCGGGCCAGUAUGCAGGCCAGUGAUAUGCCGCUGGUCCUGACCGCUGCGCGGUUAUUCAAGCUGCCUGUGAAUGUUGUACAAAAGGAGAUCGAGGACAUGGCCUCAUAUUGUACAGACAAGGCUGCGUUGAACGAUCUCAAGACCUGCCUCAAGAACAUCAACGCCGGCGCACCCUUCCCCUUCCGCCGAGAGGACUUUGACAGCGAAGCCGCGUGGCAGUACUGGCGAGCCCUCGAAACGUCGCAUCUCUCGCAACUCAUGGUCGCAAUGGUCUCCUUCAAACCGGAACUCGCCAAAUCAACACCCUCCGACGCCCAGUCGCCCACCCUGGCCAACGGCGCUCGUCCCGGGUCCUUGUACACCUCCGGUCGACCAGAGUCCGUAUAUUCUACCUCGGCAACACAGCGACAUGCAUCUAUCAGCAGCCGCCACUCCGUUGCCUCUCUCGGACCGAGUACUGCCGAUGACAUGUUCGAAGGAGAUGAUGACAUCCAGGUCGGCUUCCACUUCACGUUUAUACCCCCUAACCCGCGGAAGUACUACAAGCGUCUCCUGGAGUACUGCAUUACCGCCGACCUCGAGGCUAUGUUGAGUCCUGCGGUGGGCGAUGACGAUGAGGUCUCACUCGGGAUCCUGUCGGCGUCGCAUAUCGAGCUCAUCAACGAGUGUGCGCUACGCUGGCGAAUAGGACAGCCGUACCGCGUCGCGUGCUUCCUGGAUAUCGUGCGCCAGUUCUACGAGCGUAACGAAGUGCCAUUGGAAUGCGUUCCAGAGGCGCUUGCGAACAUCACUCGUGUGACAACCGAGAUCGAGUUGGAGAAGUGGCCCACACAAGACGUCGACUACCUCGCGCAAAUCUAUGGCGGUCUCUUCAGCACCUUCCUCUCGCAGCUAUACCAUUCUCUCGACGGCAUCCCACAUCUCAAGCAGUCCGACGUCGCGCCGUACUUGUCCGUUCUGGAGACAGUUCGGGAAAGCGGGCUAUUGGAGCGAUACGAUGUCGAUGUAUCCGCACGACUGCAGGACAUCCAAGUUCAGGUACGGGACGUGUCUGCACGAUUCUACGGGCAGAAGAUGCAAGAGCUGCAAGCGGCACCGGGGGUCAAUCGUGCGCUGCCGAUGCUCCUCAUGACCGACGAGAUCGAGAAGAACGCGAAGUUGCUCGACAAGCGCUUCCCAGAGCCUAUUCUUGGCCACCUUGACAUCGUCUCGCUGAUGCUGGAGGUGCAAAUACCACAUUUCCUCAUGGACUUGGACGACUCGAAGAAGCGACUAUUCGAGGACUCGAUGAACGGGCCGACACCAGACGUUCCGAUUCAGGACGUGUUUGCGCUCUACCGCCGGACAAAGACCCUCCUUGGGAUGUACAAGGCAUUCUGUCCAAAUGGGGAGAUCCAGUUCGACCUCGGUGGAUUCUUCGAGCCGUACGUGCGGCAGUGGCUGGUGAACACCGACAACAAGACGACGCAGUGGGUACAGGCGGCGAUCGCAGCCGACAAAUUCCAAGCAGAAGGCGAGGAAGGCCACAGCUCGUCAAUCGUCGACCUGUUCGACUCGCUACGUAGUCCAAUCCAGUUCUUGCAGGACUUGGAGUGGAUCGACGAGUACCAAGAGGCGCGGUUCUUCACGAGUCUGUCCAAGACCAUCAGUAAAGCCCUCAAUCAAUACUGCACCACCAUCGAGGAGCUCUUCAUGACGGAGAUGUUCCCGCGCCCCACGGAGUACAUCCAGCCGCAGAAGUCGUCCGCAUGGCUCGAGAAGGCGAAGUCGCUCACGGACCGGAGCGAGAAGAAAAUCGAGGCCUUCACGUUCCAGCCCGAGUCGUGCGUGAAGCUGAACAAUAUCGAGGCCGCGCGUCGCCUACUCGACAACAUGUACGCGCAGAUGGAGGCGGACAAGAAGAUGGACGUGCUGGAGCAGAGCGCGCCUCCCGUCCCGGAGAAGGUUGACCGCGGCGACCGCUUCCUCUUCACCGUCAAGGUCGCAAUCGCGGAGGGGCUCGUACCGCUGGACAGCAGCCCGUCGUCGAAGUUGGAUACGUUCGUGACGCUCAGCGAUGAGCAGGGCAACCGGCUAGCGAAGACGCGGACGAUCUACGAGACGCUCAACCCUCGAUGGGACGAGUCGUUCGAUCUCUCGGUCGAAAAGCCUUUGUGGAUCAUGAUCAGCGUGCGCGAUCGCGCAUUGGUGGGCAAGCACGACACAGUGGGUCGUGCCUACCUCUGCCUGGACCCGAAGCGGUUCGGCGACUUCCUGACGCACGACCUGUGGAUGGACAUGGAUACCCAGGGUCGCAUCUUGCUCCGUGUCAGUAUGGAGGGCGAGAAGGACGACCUGCAGUUCUACUUCGGACGUGCGUUCCGUUCGCUGAAGCGCGCCGAGAACGACAUGGUUCGGGUGUUCAUUGACAAGAUGUCGCCAUACAUCCGGCAAUGCUUAUCAAGAAUUGUGCUGAAGACGCUGAUCAAGUCGACGCAGACUGGCGGGAGCAUCGACUACAACAAGGCACUCGGCAACGUGACCGCGCUCUUCGGGUCUCUCGGGACCAAGGACGACGUGCAGAUCCCGCUGCCGCAGGCGGAGAAGCCACGCAUCAGGCCCGAGGCGCUGACGGACGUCGAGAUCGAGCAGGCGAUCGUGCCGCUCUUCGACUUCUUCGACGCGAACCUGUCGACGCUCAACACAUACCUGAGCGAGGCGACGAAGGACAUGGUCAUGUCGCGCGUGUGGAAGGAGAUCCUGAACGUCAUUGAGGGCCUGCUCAUCCCGCCACUGUCGGACGUGCAGAGCGAGAUGAAGCCCUUGAGCGACAAAGAGGUCGACAUCGUCUUCAAGUGGCUGAGGUUUUUGCGGGACUACUUCCACGCUGGUGGUGAGGGCCCAAUAUCUCUGGAGGCACUCCAGAACCAGAAGUAUCGUGACGUGCUGUCUAUUCGACUUUACUACGACUGGCAUACCGAUGCACUCAUGGAGGAGUGCGUGCGUAUGAUGCAACACAGUUUACGUGCGUCACCCUCGGUCAAGAAACGUGCCAAGAGCGUGUAUCAGCAGCGCAACCUCGGCACGAUCAAGAACCGCAAGAAGGAGAAGGCGCAGGAGAAGGAAAAGGAGGUCAGCAACGGGGAGACCAUCCUGAGAAUCCUCCGCAUGCGACCAAACACCUCGGACUUCAUCGCGCAACAGCUGCAGGCGCUGAACAGCCUCGCGGCGGAGCGAGACGCGCACGCGAAGGAGGUCGAGAAGCGGAAGCUGCAGCGGCCGCGCCAACAACCGCAGGUGCCCCCCGUGCCCUCCAUACCACCCGUGCCGGGACUGCCGCCCAAGUCCUCGUAGGCGCCAUCUCUUUCGUGUUUAUGAGUGUCUCUUUGUCGGGCAGAUCCUUUGGCUUCCUGGGAUGGAUACCACGCAUACUAUACCUCUUGCCCACCUAGCUGCGCAGCUGACUCUCUUGCCCGUCUAUGUUCCUUUUUCCUUAUUACUGUGUUCGCUGCUUUGCCAUGCAACUCACGUCUCCCUUGUAUACUCGCUAAUCUCCGAACAGUUGAGCCCCGGAAUGCACUUACG